This is a messenger RNA of Micromonas pusilla CCMP1545, 549 nucleotides long. RefSeq lists its product as uncharacterized. The record is from RefSeq and is a predicted model, not a curated record. The transcript has a single exon. Lineage: Eukaryota; Viridiplantae; Chlorophyta; Mamiellophyceae; Mamiellales; Mamiellaceae. The coding region runs from base 1 to 549 and encodes 182 amino acids.
AUGCCGCCGUGCGCGCCGUGCGGGUCGCCGAACACCGCGGCGAUGUGCCGCGUCGCGAAGCGCAGCGCGCGCGACGCGGGACGCGCGCUGGCGGCGAGGCUGCGCCGCGGCGCCGCCGCCGCCGCGCGAAAAGCGGCGAAAUCGCGAGGAGGGAACGCCGCCGACGCGGCGAGGAGAGCGCGGUCUCGAGCGGCGGCGUCGACAUGCACGGCGAAGGAGGACGCGAUGAAGGAGGCGAAGGCGAAGGCGAAGGAGGAGAGGGAGAGGGAGAGGGAAGACGCGGCCGCGCGAGCUGAGGCGUCGAAAGCCGCGGCGGCGGCGGCGACGCGCGUGGCCUCAACGUCCGGCGCGCGCGCGCGCGCGCGCACGCCGCCGCCGCGCGCGGCGCGAAGCGCGACGGCGAAGAAGCAGAGCGACGGCGACGACCGCGCGACGCCAAACGCCGCCGCCGCGGCGGCGGCGAUCGCUCGACGCGGGUUUGGCGCGGACGCGUCGAACGCGGUCGCCGUCGCCGCCGCGCCGUCGCCCGCGCGACUCGCCGCGCGGUGA